Molecule: messenger RNA, 1647 nt
Organism: Thrips palmi
Lineage: Eukaryota; Metazoa; Arthropoda; Insecta; Thysanoptera; Thripidae
Gene: Ppox
Product: protoporphyrinogen oxidase
Exons: 7
Coding region: 168-1586 (472 amino acids)
Biological process (GO): heme biosynthetic process
Cellular component (GO): mitochondrial inner membrane
Molecular function (GO): protoporphyrinogen oxidase activity, oxygen as acceptor
Source: RefSeq, a predicted model, not a curated record
CUAGCCUCGUCGGAGGCCGGUCCAAAAGAUGUGACGUAGGCAGCAGCAGACGACGCUAAAGCGCGAAUGUCAAAUGAACUGAGUGAGUGUACAAAUUUCAGCCCAAAACUCGGUUGAUCUUUUUGAACCGGGGUGGAGGAUUGUUGUUCUCGGUUUAGAUUAUCAAAAUGCAAGCUAUCUUGGGAGGAGGCAUUAGUGGCCUUAGCGCCGCUCACUAUCUUUUGAAGUCGGGCUCUAAUGCCAAGGUACUUCUCUUCGAGGGAGGAGGCAGAGUUGGAGGAUGGAUAUGGACUGCUAAACAGAAAAAUGGCUUGUUGUUUGAGCAAGGACCAAGAACUAUCCGACCUAGGUUUGAAACUGGUCUGAAUACAUUGCGGCUGGUAGAAGAAUUAGGCAUUUCAAACUUGGUGACAGGUAUACCAAGCAGCCAUCCAACAGCAAAAAACCGAAUGAUAUUUGUCAAUGGCAAACUACAUGCUCUACCCUCUUCCCUACCACAAAUUUUCUUACGACAGGCACCAUUUUCUAAACCACUUGCUGCAGCCUUAUUACAUGAUAUGAAAGCUGCAAAGAAGACACUGGAUGAUGAGAGUAUCUACAGCUUUGUUGAGAGAAGAUUGGGUCGCGAACUAGCAGAGUAUGCUAUAAGCCCAAUGAUUUGUGGUAUUUGUGCGGGUGAUGCAAAAGAAAUAUCAGUCAAAUUUUUGAUGAAGAGCUUGUUUGAAUGGGAACAGACUCAUGGCUCAAUUACGAAAGGACUUUUAGCUACUGCAUGGAAAAACAGACAAAAAAUUUGGAGCAAAUCUCCUUCAGCAAGUCUGACAAACCUUGAUUUAGCAUCCAAAGCAAAACAAGAAAAAUGGAGUGUAUGGUCUUUAAAAGGUGGUCUUGAGGUCCUGCCUCAGACUCUAUUAAAAAGUAUUCAGUCACAAGGAGCAGAGGUUGAGCUGAACUCCUGUUGUUCACAAAUUGAUUUCAACAAAGAUGGAGCUCUACUAACUAUAGGGAAUAAGAAAAUACAAGCCAAGAAUGUGAUCAGCACUGUUCCUGCCCAGCGUCUUGCCCUCUUGGUAGAAAGGCAACACCCAAUCCUGAGCAGGGAAUUAAGCAAGAUACCCUGUGUAACUGUUGCUGUUGUAAAUCUUGCAUUCAAAGGGAAAGUGCUCAACUAUAAUGCUUUUGGUUUCCUGAUCCCACCAUCUGAGAAUAAGCCAAUUUUGGGUGUCAUUUUUGACUCUUGCUCAUUUCCUCAAGAAGAUUUUACAGUGCUCACAGUAAUGAUGGGUGGACACUGGUUCGAAUCAAGACUUGGGCCCUCACCUUCAACAAAGAGCAUUCUGAACACAGCUGUGGACAAUGUUCGCUCUAUCUUAAAAAUCUCUGAUGAACCAUGUGAUCACCAUGUAUCAGUGUUAAAAGAUUGCAUUCCUCAAUAUAUCGUGGGACAUUAUGAAAGGGUGGAGAGAAUUCGAGACUACAUAAGAAAGCAUAAGUUACCUCUCUUCUUAGCUGGAAGCUCAUUUGAUGGAGUAGGAGUAAAUGAUGUGAUAUUUUCUGCUAAAAAGGCUGCUCUAAUGGCAUUGUAAAUCUGUGAUUUAUUCACUUGUUGAAAAAUAAUGUAUGUAAAUAAAUUUUUUAUAUUUGUUA